This is a messenger RNA of Fonsecaea multimorphosa CBS 102226, 1650 nucleotides long. RefSeq lists its product as uncharacterized. The transcript has a single exon. The coding region runs from base 1 to 1650 and encodes 549 amino acids. The record is from RefSeq and is a predicted model, not a curated record. Lineage: Eukaryota; Fungi; Ascomycota; Eurotiomycetes; Chaetothyriales; Herpotrichiellaceae.
AUGACUGCAGUCAUGGAACAACCUUCAGGCCUAGCGCCAGGCUCAUAUCUGCCCGAGAAUCGUUUUUCACAACUUCACUGCGCACGAUUCAAAGCCUCACCGUUCCUGCCACCCCCCGAGAGAAGCACCCCUACCCCGGACUCCUCAUCACCGUCUGCCUGGUCGCAACCACGGCCUUUGAGACCACUAGCACUAGCGACGGGAAGCGCCCUCCUUCAGACACCAGAAGACGAUCAACGGCAAUACAGCCGCAAGAGACCGCGACUUGACACGAAGUCAGUAGUCUACGAUGACACAUUUCGGCGAGAAGCCCUCAGUCCUCCACCGCUCGUCAACACAAACUACCGCAUCGCAGGCGGGUUGGAUACGCCUACUGCACUAAACAUCCAGAAAGAGGAAGACACCCACGAGUUCGACUAUGAGAUCGACUGCAGGCCGAACAGGUUCAACAACAGCCAAAAGUCAUCACUCCUUCAGCCGUCAUCAGAAUCCUACUUCCCCCAAACGCCAGCCCCAGAUCGGUCUCGAAGUAGUAAUAAACGGAGAUUGUCACCUCCGGCGCCACCGAUGAAGAGCUGGGGAAAGACAGUAUGGGAUUUGACUGGUGGUCUCGCGGGCAAAGUCUUCAAUUUCUGUUGGAAUACCACCUUCAGUGGCUUUUACGCUGGCGGAGGCAGUGGUUACAAGUUCGACAUUGGACCGGCAGACAUGGGCUCUUCCAGCGUAUGGACAGAACUCGAUCCCAAAAAUGAUGUGUUCCGUAAUGAUGACACUGCUGGCGACUACUCAAGGCGUCUAGACCGAGACCGGACCCCAGUGCCUGGUGGAUUCCCUGGCGAUAGUCCCGAGUUCAUCGAGGACUACAUGUCCAGACUGUCUGUUCAACCCAGGCAGGAGAACAAUUCGACCCCAACCGUCAUACCCGAUCAAGAUUCUCCGUCGAUCUCCCGCUUCAAUAGUUGGGUAGUGGUUGAUAAUGACAACCAGCUAUCACCAUCGACGGAAUCUAGUCCUGUACGCAAGAAGUCGAGAGCAAGCACGGCAAGUCUCUACGCAUCUCGACCAUCACCUGCUCCGCGCCACCCAAGCCACCCUACAUCUCGUCCUCGCUUAACACCUCGAUCAUCAACACUUAGGUCGUCAGCUUCAUAUGCGUCGCCGCGGGUAUCGAUGGGCGCGAACACCAGCACCACCAGUUCAUCACAGUAUCAAUCUUGGAGCUCAGUCCCCGCAGUUUCUGCCAUCGACCAGGACCAGAAUUCAGACAAACCUUCCAAGCGCCCGAGCGUCAUUUCCAGCACCCACAGGUCCUCGCUUUCCGCCUCUCGUCGGCAGUCAUCCGCUUCAGUCGCCACAUCACCGAAGCCGUCUCCCGAGGUCCGCAAGUUCGAACAGAAAAUGCGUCGGAAGGAAGCCAAGCAAGAUGCGACAAUGAACCGAUUCAAUAUGCAAUUGCAGGCUAUGAUCAAGGAAGGGCAGGAGGCACUGGGGAGUCGAGUUGAGGUUGAAAUUCAGGACUACCAGAAUGACGGGGAUGUGGAUGAAGGGUACUUCGACGGUGGAAUGCCAGAUAGAGAUGUAAUGAAGGAAUCUUGGGGCUGGGACAGACGGGAUCAAAGCACAACCCCUAGUCUAGGAGCUUGGUCGUAG